Messenger RNA from Harmonia axyridis, 848 nucleotides. It is a transcript of the gene Muted, whose product is annotated as biogenesis of lysosome-related organelles complex 1 subunit 5. NCBI's taxonomy places the organism in Eukaryota, Metazoa, Arthropoda, Insecta, Coleoptera, Coccinellidae. The transcript has 4 exons. Gene Ontology annotation, cellular component: transport vesicle; BLOC-1 complex. Bases 101 to 586 code for a protein of 161 amino acids. The record is from RefSeq and is a predicted model, not a curated record.
ACUUUUUUUAUAAUACAAAUAAAUACAAUGACAUUGUUCAUAUCAUAGAAAUAAUAUAUUCCUUUCAAAUAGGUGUAAUAACAGAUGUUUUACUUCAAAAAUGUCAGCUGUUGAUCAAGCACGAGAUCAAAAAUUUUCAAUUAUUACUAGAGAUGUCGGAAAUAUCUGGAAAAGAUUAUUUGAUCAUACGCAUUUCCUGAAUGGAGAAAUAUCUUAUAUUCUCAAUGAGUUUGAAUUGAAACGCGAAGAUACCGAAGUCACUACCCUAUUCUCAAUUGUUGAAAGUAUAACAGACCUAAGGGACACGGGGGUAAAUAAACUGAGCAAGGCCUUAGAUGAUAACUUAGAUGAACUCAAUCAGAAAUUAACUCACUCCCUCUCAUUAUCACAGAAAGUGCUUGAUUUGGAAACAAAAUAUAAAGAGGAUACAACUAUAGAAGAUUGUAAAAAAGAACGUAAGGUUGUUUGGGAACUGUUUAUGGAUGACAUAACAGAAAAAUAUUCGGAAAUAAAUAGUACUUUUGACCAGAAAGAGGCAGAGUUGAGAAACCAUUAUAUAUCGCUAGCAAAACAAAUUAAUUAUUGAUUUGAAAAUGACCUCACAUAAGGGACCAAUCAUUGAUCCAACACUAAAGUUCAAACCUUCAGAAAAACUUUAUAAAUACAUUACUAAGUUGAAAAUACCUGUAGAAGAUCUUCCAUCAGGUAUUUAUGCAUUAGUUACUAAAAAUAAGGUAACAGGUUUGUCUAAAACUGAUGAUACGAAUACACAUAUUUUGGUUUCUGAUGACAUAGAAAAAAUGAAUAAUUUAGAGAAGAAAAUAGAUAAUCAUUUAACGAGUUCUUCA